AUGCAGCUAUUAACUCGUCUAGUUUUUGAGCGUGGAAGCACUGAUGCAGCGGCAAAGGUCAAGGUUGCUGACACAAUGGGUGUUGAUUUUGUGCAUGAGAUUAUAUCAGCAUGUGUGCCACCUGUUUUACCUCCACGAACAGGACAAGGAUGGGCUUGCAUUCCUGUUAUACCUACCAUUUGUAAUAUUAGUUCAGAAACCAGACUAUGCGCCAUUCCAAAGUCUCUUCUUGCUGCUCAAGGAUGGACUGCACAUGAUUCGUCCUCGUCUUCUCUUCAAGAACCCCUCUAUCCUCUCCAAUUAAAUUUAGUGACGCAUUUGGCCCAGUUAUCUUCAGUAAGAGCAGUUUUGGCAUGUGUAUUUGGAAGUAGCAUACUAUCUGGGGACAAUGAAUCAUCUCCUACUAAUGUGAAAGAUUCAACACAAGCUCCUGAAACUGAGAGGUCAUUUUUUGAAUUUGCUCUUGAGCAAUCAGAGAGAUAUCCAACCUUGAACCGGUGGAUACAGAUGCAAUCUAAUCUUCAUCGAGUAUCCGAGUCUUCUGUAACAGAUAAACCCGAAGUCUCUUUGCAUCAGUCCAAAGGAAAGUUUUGUAUGAAGCGAACCCGUGAGCCUGACAGUGAUGGUGAAUCAGAGCUUGAAGAGGCUGUCAUAAGCGGGAACACCACUUCAAGUUUGCUAGAAUCCACUAAACAUGAAGACACUAGGCUAGAGCCAACAACUUUUAUUUCAUUUGAUUGGGAGAAUGAAACACCAUAUGAAAAAGCUGUUGAGAGGCUAGUUAGUGAAGGAAAACUAUCUGAUGCUCUUGCCGUGUCUGAUCGUUGUUUGCGCAAUGGAGCAUCUGAUAAUUUGCUUCAGUUGCUCAUCGAACAGAAGGAAGAAAAAGGUCACGUCACAGGACAAAUUCAUGCAUAUGGAUCUCACAAUCUUGGGAACAAUACUUGGCAGUACUGCUUGAGGCUGAGAGACAAAAAAUUUGCAGCUCAGCUUGCUCUAAAGUACCUGCGCAGCUGGGACCUUGAUGCUGCGACCAAUGUCCUAACUAUGUGCAUGUGCCACUUACCUGAGAAUGAUCCUAUGCGCAGUGAGGUGUUGCACAUGAAGCAAUCUUUACAGCGGUAUGGUCAUAUCAUGAGUUCUGAUGACCACUACACCAGAUGGCAAGAGGUCGCAGCUGAUUGUGAAGAUGACCCAGAGGGCUUGGCACUCCGUCUUGCUGCCAAAGGAGCUGUUUCUGCUGCUUUGGAGGUUGCUGAAAGUGCCUCUUUAUCAAUUGAUUUGCGGAGGGAGUUGCAAGGCCGCCAGCUUGUCAAACUGCUAACCACUGAUCCACUUAAUGGUGGAGGCCCAGCUACAGUUUCAAGAUUUCUGUCAACCUUAAGAGAUUCCAAUGAUGCUCUUCCUGUAGCCAUUGGUGCUAUGAAGCUAUUACCUGACCUGCGUUCAAAGCAGCUUCUUAUUUUGAAAGAAUUUCCUUCCUUGAGGGAUGAUAGGUUAAUUAUUGCAUAUGCUAAAAAGGCAAUCUCCAUUAAUGUUAGCUCAGCUCCUAGGGAACGCCGACUGAAUAUCUCUGCAUCAAGGGCAAAACAAAAAAAGGCCACAACUCCAGCUAAAACAAAUUUUGUGCAAAGUUUCGGUAACUUUCAGAGAGAAGCACGCAAAGCGUUCUUAUGGGUCCCCCGUGAUAGUGGCACUAAAACACCCCCAAAAGAUAUUGUUCGGAAAAGAAAGAGUUCAGGCUCUGGAGGUGAUAGAUCCUCUUGGGAAGCAAUGCCUGGUUUACAGGAGGAGCGGACACCUGUAUAUCCUUCUGAGGGGCAAGAAAGAAUUCCUUUUGUCUCUGCCCCUGAUGAGUGGGUGCUGACGGGAGACCCUGACAAGGAUGACACAACUCGUUCAUCCCAUAGAUAUGAAACCUCUCCAGAUAUCACACUGUUCAAGGCAUUGAUAUCCUUGUGCACCAAUGAGUCAGUAGCUGCAAAAGGUGCACUUGAAUUGUGUAUGACUCAGAUGAAGGUUGUGCUAAGCUCCCAACAGUUGCCCCUUGAUUCCUCUAUGGACAACGUAGCACGGGCUUAUCAUGCAACGGAAACUUAUGUACAGGCACUCUCUUAUGCAAAGAGUCUACUUAAAAAGCUCGUUGGUAGUAGUGAUUUGUCAGGUGGCUCUGAAAGAAGUAAGGAAGUUGAUGAUGUUUCUGUGGACACUGGCAGUUCAAGCACUGGGAGCCAGUAUCUGGAUGAGCUGUCUGAUCUCCUGGCUCAAGCAGACAUGUGGUUAGGGCGUGCAGAGCUUCUUCAAAGCCUGCUGGGAUCAGGUAUUAUUGCUUCGCUGGAUGAUAUAGCUGACAAAGAAUCUUCAAGUAGACUACGUGACAGAUUAGUCAGCGGUGAAUGGUACAGAAAAAGUGCAAGGCAAGCACUUCAACAAUACAAAGGCGAUGCAACUUCUAUUGUUACUGAAAUAAUCAACACAAUUGAAGGAGGGCCUCCAGUUGAUGUUUCUUCUGUACGUUCCAUGUAUGAGCAUUUGGCAAAGAGUGCGGCAACCAUCUUUGAUGAUUCCCUUUCUGCUGAUGCUUAUCUUAAUGUUCUGUACAUGCCAUCGACAUUUCCACGAUCUGAGAGGUCCCGACAGUCCAGAGAUCCUAUAGACAACCAAUUCACGUCUGCUAGUUCCUACCUUGAAGAUGGUCCUCGCAGCAAUCUUGAUAGUGUUCGAUAUGCUGAGUGUAUUCAUUACUUGCAAGAUUAUGCGCGGCCACAAAUGCUUGCUUUCAUGUUCAGGCAUGGCCAUUACACUGAAGCAUGCUCUCUGUUCUUCCCAUUCAGUCAACCAACCACAGAAGGGGAAACAUCUUUGUCUUCAAUUCCGAGCGAUCCUUUAACAACUGAUUAUGGGACAAUUGAUGACUUGUGUGAUCUCUGUCUUGGAUAUGGAGCUAUGGCUCUUUUGGAGAAUACAAUACGGACAAUAACACAAUCGCCCACAUAUCAUGAGGCACACAUGAUUCAGUACAUGAACACAGUUCUCACUCGCAUUUGCAACUAUUGUGAAACACAUAGGCAUUUUAAUUAUCUCUACAACUUCCUGGUUCUAAAAGAUGACCAUGUUGCUUCUGGACUUUGUUGUAUUCAAUUAUUUAUGAAUUCAAUGUCUCAGGAGGAGUCUUUGAGGCAUUUGGGACAUGCCAAGACACAUUUCGAAGAAGCCUUAUCUGUACGAGAUAGGACAAUCGAGGCUACAAAGUUGGUAUUGCGGUCUGCUCGGAAUAAGAGCGCACCUGGAAAAAUGACCAGGGAAACAAUAAUGAAAUAUUCCACUCGUGUUUCCUAUCAGAUGCAUGUGGUGAAGGCCCUCAAUAGUAUAGAUGGUCCUCAGUGGAAAACUUCCCUUUUCGGAAAUCCAACUGACCCUGAAACUCUGAGGCGAAGGUGCAUGGUUGUUGAAACGCUGGCUGAAAAGCAUUUUGAUUUAGCUUUCAGAAUGCUUCAUGAGUUUGAUCUCCCAGGUUCUUGGUGCUGCUAUAAAUGUUUAUGCCAACAAGCAAAAAGAAAGACCAGAUCGCCUCAUCGACAUGCUAAUCAGCAAUCACAGCAUUUUGUUGUCUGUGGACAACAAAGUACUGAUCUCAGUGUUUCAUGGCUGGAUAAUGCUUACUGUCAGAAAGUACUUGCUUGUGUUGUCUGUGGACGUCUAAAAAGUGCGUUUCAAAUAGCCUCACGAAGUGGAAGUGUCGCUGAUGUUCAAUAUGUUGCUCAUCAGGCAUUACAUGCAAAUGCAUUGUCGGUACUUGACAUGUGCAAGCAAUGGCUCGCUCAGUACAUGUGA
This is a messenger RNA of Miscanthus lutarioriparius, 3834 nucleotides long. The record is from the annotation of a GenBank genome assembly. Lineage: Eukaryota; Viridiplantae; Streptophyta; Magnoliopsida; Poales; Poaceae.